This is a messenger RNA of Bactrocera oleae (olive fruit fly), 6562 nucleotides long. The record is from RefSeq and is a predicted model, not a curated record. NCBI's taxonomy places the organism in Eukaryota, Metazoa, Arthropoda, Insecta, Diptera, Tephritidae.
UUGUUUCAGUCUGAAUUGUCACACAAAGCGAGGAAAAUUAGAAAAUGUAAUGCUUCGAAGGUAGUUAUUAUGCAAUUUAUAGUAAGGAAUUGUGCUGGCCACCUUAUUCAAAAUAGGUUUAACUCACCACAAAAUGGCCGUCCGAGUAGCUCAAUUUGUUGUUGCAACUCACCAAAGAACUGUCUCGGUACGCACAAAUGACGAAAGUAGCUCAAUAUGUUCCAUUUCUGAAUCAGAGUGAACGAAAGGAAAAAAUUUGUAGAAACGUUCAAAGGCGCUGUCCGCAAAUUCGUGUAAUUUCUUACAUUUAUAGUACCUAAGUUAAAUAAAAUCGCAAAACUAGUUGCUUGAUGUAUUUUCCUAAACAUAUUUGGUGAAAUUUGUUAAAUUUUUCCAUAAUAUCGCCUCUGAAAGCGAAUUGAAAAAGCUAUAAAUUGUGCUAACGCGGAGAAAAAUGCGAAGAAAUUUUAACGGGAAGAAAAAGGUGUCCAGAGUUGCUCGGUCUACUUCGCAGCAUUGUUGCUGUCGUUAGCGACGUCGGUAGCAGAGGUUGUGUCUUUCGAUUUUGUCGAGAGUGUAAAGGAUUUUGUGAAAAUAUAAAAUAUUGAAAUUUAUAAAAUUAUUUGACGGCUGUUAAAAUAAUAUAAUUCAAUAGCUGUGUCUCAAGUAAAUAAAACAAAAUUUGUAUUAAAACAUACAACCAUAAAGGUGUGGAAUCAAAAACUUUUGCUUGAUAUCAAAAAUGAAUUAAUGUCGCCAGUAGCGCCGUUUCAACGUUUCGCUCAGGCGUUUUGACAUUUGAUGACAUUUGCGCAGCAGAAGCGAGCGGUUGAGUAUUUGCUCAAAGUGUGUAGUGGUUGAAGUGAAGCGCCCAACGAGGAAUCGGCGAAAAGGAGAAAAUCAAUCGUUUUCAUUGGCAAACAGGUAUUGAAUCGAAAAACGUCAAAAGUAAAGAAGACAAUACUACUAGUUAUAUUAUAAUUUAACAAAAUUGUAUUUUAGCCUUUAGUUUGCACUGAUUUAUUUAGAAACUAGUAUUAACAACAGUCGGCUAAUUUUUUUUACAAUUGAGAGUAGAUAAAUUAGUGAAAAAAUGAAUUAUAAAUCUUUGGAAGACGGGAUAGAUGAAAUAGAAACAAAGAUGUAAUAGUCCAACUGAAUGAUGAGUCUGAUAAUGAAUUGUUUGUUAACAUAUGUAUGUUUUAUACAUAUGUAAAUGUACAAUAUUCUCUAUGCAUGAAAUCCUUGUAUAUUUCCCAAAACCGCUACACUGAUUUUAGACUGAACUAAUUAUUUGAUUAAAUUUAGUUAAAAUUGUUUUAUAUGUUUACAAUCAUAUAAGUUUCAGUUAAUUUCCCAUUAAUUAAGCAAAGCACUUGCUUCUCAAUAGAAUAAUAUAAUAUAAGGCAGUAAAAUUUUUUGGAGAAGUGUGAUGAAAUAAGCUAAUAUAACGAUGUAAAAAAUUUAUUUAAGUAUAUACCUACCAAACAGAAUGAGUUAUGCAAUGAUUUCAGAUGAUAGAUGAUUCUCUUGUGAUGUUAAGUGUUCAUUUCUCAUAUACUACCAUAUUUAAGUUGACUUGGUAAUUGACACAAUUUUUUAUAAUAAGAUAGUCAAUAUAGACUGUUGCAAUUACAGAUUUAAUGUUUGAAUAUAUUUAACAUAACUGUAAAAGUAAGCUGGAUUCUUAUAAUAAUACACAUAUGUUUUCAUAAACAUUGUAUUUAGGCCAAAAACUAAAAUACUUACCAAGUCAAGUUUUUUCAGAUAGUCAAUACUUUGAACAUAUUUUUUUUUAAAAAGCAUAAUAGCAGAGAUAUUUUUUUUAAGAUUUCGAUCAUUUAGUAUUUUUAGUAAUUGUUAAAAACGUUAAACCAAACACCUAAGAUUAAGUCUAACGUUAUGAAAGGAAAUUAAUUUUUGGAGAUUUUCCCUAUGAGUUUUUCUUAUCAUGCUGCGUAUUUCAUAAAAAAAAAAAUUUUUUUAAAUAAAGCAUUUUGCACUGAGCUGCGCCGACAGAUGGAAGAGGACAAAGCAAUGUUACAAUAUGGAACGAGCAAAACGGAGGAAAAGCGAGUAAAAUCGAAAAUAACGAAUAAGGGAAUGCUAGUACAGAAAUAUAUCCUUUAUUUACGUGUGUACAUUACUAGCAAGGAAAAAAUCAAUCAAACUUUAAAAUAGUGAUUACAUAUUACAACAAAGUAAUAUAUUUUCUAUAGGCAACGUAAUUUAAACGAAGUUUUUGUUAACACUUGUGGAUGAUUAUAACAAAAUUCUGACUUCUGCUGUUUCAGAGAAAUAUCAAAUAGUAAUCUGGCAGCAUUAGUUGUAAGCAAUAUCAAGCGAGUCGAAAAGGGAAUUGAAACAAAUUUUUUAGUUAGCGUUUUUAUAUAUUGUGUAUGAGAGAAAGAAUUAGACGAACGAGCGAAAAGGCAUAACACAUGUGCAGAACGAAAAAAUUAAUUUGGUUCCUCAAUCGUUGUCGUCAUUGUCGGUAAAACAGUGAAAAGUAAAUCUCUUUUCACGUAUAAUAGAGAAAAUGUCAUUCCAGAGGCCGAGCAAAAUGAAAAAAGGCUUUGUAGCAAUGCAUAUACAAAAACUGAAGUUCAACCAGCUUUAACAAAAACGUAAUAAUUUGUUGGUCUAAAAAGAAGUGAACUGCAUUGUGAUGUACUGUCGUAAUGGUUUCCCUUGCCCUAUUUAGCUGAAAAGUGUAACAAUAUCUUACGCUAUUCCGAUAUUAUAAUGCGUACAAUGUCAACAAUGAAGUUGUGUUGACAUUGUGAGUUAAGAAUUAGAAAAUCUCAAAAAGGACACACGGACGGUUAAAGUUUUAACUACCAAGUAAUCGUGUGUGUCCAAGCAGUUACCGAAUUGGCGAACAAUUCUUCAUAUAAUAAACAAAAAACACAUUACUUAAACAAUACAAUAAUAAUUUAGUAUAAAGCUUCAAUAGAACUGCAUUCAAUGUGCCAUUUCAUCCGGAGAUAAGGUUCGCACUAUUUCCCACAUUUAAUAUUUAUUUAUAUAUUUAACAUAGAUGCUUAAGUAAAGUAUUACAUACCAAAAAAAGAAAAGAAAAGGAUACGCAACAGAAGAAUUCCCUCCACUUACUCGCGUCAAACAACAAAACUAUUACAAACGCAGUUAUCUAAAUAAUUGCAUUCACACCACUUAAAGAUAAUCUCUGCUUACCUUAUUUAUUCAUAACUAAAGGUUACAGUUUUUGCAUACAAUAAUCAAAGUCGGUCAUAAAUUACUCUCCAGAACUCGAAUUUAUAAGUUUGCAAAUUUGAGAACGUUAAAUACAAAAGUCAACGAAUGAUAGUUCAUCUAAAAGAAUUGGUGGUGAUUAUUGGAUAGCUAUAUGCUUGUAAAGCCACGACAUUAACAUCAUAAAGCACGUAAAAGCAGCAGCAAAGCAGUAAAAGCAGGAAGAAUAACUGGAAAUCCAUACAAGGCAAGAAAAUGUCAUCGGGAACAUUUGUUGAUCGAAUUGAUCCAUUCGCUAAACGCUCACUGAAGAAGAAAAGUAAAAAAAGUCAGGGUUCCUCACGUUAUAGAAAUUCUCAGGAUGUGGAGCUUCAACAAUUGCCGCCGUUAAAAGCUGAUUGCUCGAGUUUGGAACAGGAAGAAUUAUUCAUUCGUAAAUUACGUCAGUGCUGUGUAUCUUUUGAUUUUAUGGAUCCAGUAACGGAUUUAAAAGGGAAAGAAAUAAAGAGAGCUGCUUUAAAUGACCUCUCCAAUUAUAUAACACAUGGCAGGGGAGUGCUCACGGAACCUGUGUACCCAGAAAUUAUACGAAUGAUUUCUUGUAAUUUGUUCCGCACACUGCCUCCCAGUGAAAACCCAGAUUUUGAUCCCGAAGAAGAUGAUCCGACAUUAGAAGCUUCAUGGCCACAUUUGCAGUUAGUUUAUGAAGUAUUCCUGCGUUUUUUGGAAUCACAGGACUUUCAAGCGACCAUAGGCAAACGUGUAAUUGACCAGAAGUUCGUUUUACAGCUUUUGGAGCUCUUCGAUUCUGAGGAUCCACGUGAACGUGAUUUUUUGAAAACUGUUUUACAUCGCAUCUAUGGAAAAUUCUUAGGAUUACGCGCUUUUAUACGAAAACAAAUUAAUAAUAUUUUUUUGCGUUUUAUUUACGAAACAGAGCAUUUUAAUGGCGUCGGCGAAUUACUAGAAAUAUUGGGCAGUAUCAUUAAUGGUUUUGCCUUGCCUCUGAAGGCCGAACAUAAGCAGUUUCUUGUGAAGGUGCUAUUGCCUCUGCACAAAGUGAAAUGCCUUGGGUUGUAUCACGCUCAACUGGCUUAUUGCAUCGUUCAGUUUCUAGAAAAGGACCCAUACCUGACUGAGCCGGUGGUUCGAGGAUUAUUAAAAUUUUGGCCGAAAACAUGCUCACAAAAAGAGGUUAUGUUUUUGGGAGAAAUCGAGGAAAUUUUGGAUGUCAUUGAUCCUCCACAAUUUGUAAAAAUACAGGAACCAUUGUUCCGUCAGAUCGCCAAAUGUGUGUCAAGUCCGCAUUUUCAAGUUGCCGAGCGUGCACUUUUCUUAUGGAAUAAUGAAUAUGCAAUGUCGUUGAUAGAAGAGAACAACGCCGUCAUUAUGCCGAUUAUGUUUCCGGCACUGUAUAGAAUUAGUAAAGAACAUUGGAAUCAGACGAUCGUUGCAUUGGUUUACAACGUGCUAAAGACAUUUAUGGAAAUGAACUCCAAGCUUUUUGAUGAACUAACCGCUAGCUAUAAAGCUGAGCGACAAAAAGAAAAGAAGCGCGAGCGGGAUCGUGAAGAAUUAUGGAAAAAAUUACAUGAACUUGAAAUAAAUCGUGCAAAGAGCGGCAGUGCCGCCGGUACGUCAACGGCUAAUUCGGUGCUAGGAGCUGGUGUUAGUGGCGGCAGUGCCGCCGGCUCACAGCAAAAUAUCAACUCUUAUCAACAACAAUCGAAUGCUAACAUUGUAAACAGUGGAAGCAGUGGUGGCUCUGGUGACAACAAUCCUGCCUUACUUAGCGGCGGUGCACAAAGCGGCGGAACCUCAGGAAACGCCAGUGGUACGACCGCGUUUGCCAAAGUAAAAGGCGACAAAGCAGAUAACUAAAUAUGAGGCGAUCACUGAAAUGGAUACAGAAAAAAACAAUUCAAAAGUAAAGCUAAUAAACUUAAUAAUAUAACUUAGCGCAGUUCAAACACGAAAGGAAAUAUUGAAGUUGUAAGUCAAAAAGGAGCUCGGCAUUUUUUGUGCAUCUAUAACUUAGUGUAAGCCACAAAAAAGGAGAAUAUUAUUAAGUAAACUUGAAGUCCCUAUCGAAAAAUAUAAACAAAAAAGCAAAAAUAUAACAAAAGCACUACACCAACAUGAUCAAAUGAUAGCGUUUUCUCUAUCAUGAUGUGACCGGCAUCAUUACAAUAAGAUCAGAACUAGAAGUAGAAGCUAAAUGUUGAUAAUAGACGCAGAUGCCGGGAGUUAAGGAGUUAAUAAUGUACACCAUAAUGUGAAUAAAAAGCAGAACACUUACAACUGGGAUCGUGGUAUUACAUAAACAAAAGGAAAGCGUAUAAAAGCAUAAUUAAUAUUAUAUUAUGAAUAUACCUAUUAUUUUACGAAAAAAAAAGAAAUACGAAAUAAAAUAAUUAAUACAAGUACAUAAGGAUGAUGAAAAUGCUAAUAAAAAAUAGUGAAGAAAUGCUAGAAAUUGUAAUCUAACUGUAGAUCAAUACGUCUUUCUCCUAAAUAAUACUUAUUCUAUACAAUUAACGUAAAUGCUUCGUGCUAUUCAUUAUAUUUCUACUAUCUGGCUAGUUAGAUGAAAAUGCCACUUGAGCGAACUGCAAUUCAUAUGAUUUUUCACAACAAACUUUUCGUUUAAACUAAUCAAUUUCUGUAGGUUUCAAAAGUAAAAUAAAACGUAAAUAUUCUUUAUAUGUAGGUUGAGUAGUAAUAACCAUUGUCUUUCUUUAUGAUUUGUUUAAGAGUAAAUCUUAAUUUCCUCAACGGUUUCUGUGCAAAUUCGUAUAUUGCUUGGAUAUAUUCGUAUGUGUAAACUUAAGUUCUUUAACAAUAAAUUCUAGGAAUAUUUAUUAAGUCAAAAAAUGGGAUAUUUUUUAUUGAAACAGUCAUAACAAUCAACACGCAUUAAUUUAAAAGAGAAAUAACAAAUUAAAUGCGUAUUUAACAGUUUAAAAUUAAUUGAACGAAGAAAUUGUGUAAAAACUCAAUAAAAGUAUUAAAAAACGAUUGUUAUUGCGAAAAUUCAUAAAAGCAAGCACAUAAAAUUAACGCAUACAAAUUCAGAUCGUGAUAUUAUGUGAAAGAGAUUCCAGUUGCGAACGACUGCUAGAAAACACCGUAUAACAAAUUCCAUGUGCGAAAAAAGCUUACACAAUUGAAAAAUAACAAUAAAGAUAUAUACUCUAUACACACAUAUGCGAAGAAACAAUGUCUACUUGACAGUUGAUAUUGUGUGUACGAGUACAAUAGAUUUGGUAAGGCCUAAUGUAAAACUUAUCUGUAUGUCAAAAUGAAAAUAAUUACAAAAAUAUAUAAUGCUAUAUUUCUCACAUUCAUA